This is a messenger RNA of Rosa chinensis, 1740 nucleotides long. Its product is annotated as cytochrome P450 78A9. NCBI's taxonomy places the organism in Eukaryota, Viridiplantae, Streptophyta, Magnoliopsida, Rosales, Rosaceae. The record is from RefSeq and is a predicted model, not a curated record. The transcript is spliced from 2 exons. The coding region runs from base 98 to 1696 and encodes 532 amino acids. Gene Ontology annotation, molecular function: iron ion binding; oxidoreductase activity, acting on paired donors, with incorporation or reduction of molecular oxygen; monooxygenase activity.
CAUCAGCUCAUUCUAGUUCAAACUGAAAAGCACAGCCUUCUCUUUCUUUCUGAUUACCAAAGAAAGCCUAGCUUGUUGUAUUCUCUCACAGUCUACCAUGAAAACAGACAUUGAAAGCCUCUGGGUUUUCGCCCUUGCUUCGAAAUGCAGAGCUCUCUCCCAAGAAAGCAUUGCAUGUUCUCUUCUUGUCAUCGCUCUCUCAUGGCUCGCCAUGACUCUCUUUUACUGGGCUCAUCCCGGCGGUCCGGCCUGGGGAAGAACCAUCAAAAAUAUUAUUACUAGACCAACUGCUAUGAUUCCCGGUCCGAGAGGUCUGCCGUUGACAGGCAGCAUGAGCCUGAUGACGGGUCUGGCCCACCGGAAAAUCGCCGCCAUGGCCGAGGCUUGCAACGCCAAGCGCCUCAUGGCGUUCAGCCUGGGCCAAACUCGCGUCAUCGUUUCGUGUAACCCUGACGUGGCGAGAGAGAUUCUCAACAGCUCCGUCUUCGCCGACCGGCCGGUGAAGGAGUCGGCCUACAGUCUGAUGUUCAACCGGGCCAUCGGGUUCGCCCCAUACGGAGUGUACUGGCGAACCUUGAGAAGAAUCUCGGCUGCGCAUCUCUUCAGCCCGAAACAAAUCAAGGCGUCUGAGUCGCAACGGUCCGAGAUUGCCUCCCAAAUGGUGGCAAUGUUCGGCGCGCAGGCACAAAACCUGUGGGUGCGCGAGGCCCUCAAGAGAGCCUCCCUCAACAACAUGAUGUGCUCUGUUUUUGGACGCAAAUAUGAGCUUGAUUCGGUCAGUGACGAAGUCGAAGAGCUCAAGUCGCUAGUGGACGAAGGCUACGACUUAUUGGGUAAGUUGAACUGGUCUGACCAUCUUCCUUGGCUCGCGGACUUUGACACCCAAAAAAUCCGGUUCAGAUGCUCCGAACUUGUCCCCAAAGUAAACCGGUUCGUUACCCGGAUCAUUUCGGAGCACCGGGCCCGAACCGGUGACAAAUCCGCCCUGGACUUCGUUGACGUCUUGCUCUCGCUCCAAGGACCCGAUAAAUUAUCCGACUCUGAUAUGAUUGCCGUGCUUUGGGAAAUGAUAUUUAGAGGGACGGACACAGUGGCGGUUCUGAUCGAGUGGAUUCUGGCGAGGUUGGUGCUUCAUCCAGAAGUUCAAUCCGCGGUGCAUGCUGAACUAGACAAAGUAGUUGGGCGGUCCCGAGCCGUUGAUGAGUCUGACGUCAAUCAGAUGGAGUAUCUGACGGCUGUGGUGAAAGAGGUGUUGAGGUUGCACCCUCCGGGCCCACUCUUAUCAUGGUCUCGCUUGGCCAUCACGGAUACAACAAUCGACGGGCGACACGUGCCUCAGGGGACCACUGCGAUGGUCAACAUGUGGUCCAUUUCGAGGGACCCAGCUGUUUGGGCGGACCCGCUGGAAUUUAAGCCUGAGAGAUUUGUGGCGCAAAAGGGUGAGAUGGAGUUUUCGGUUUUCGGGUCGGAUCUGAGGCUCGCGCCCUUCGGGUCGGGCAGGCGGACUUGCCCGGGAAAGACGCUGGGGUUGACAACUGUCAUGUACUGGGUGGCUUCGCUUUUGCACGAGUACGAAUGGAUGCCGUCCGAUCAGAAGACCGUGGACUUGUCUGAAGUGCUAAAGCUGUCUUGCGAGAUGGCCAAGCCUCUGACUGUAAACGUGUGCCCAAGGCGUAGGAUGAGCGCAAGUCAGUGAAGUUUAACAUUAGAAGAAAAGUAAAAUAAUGAAAAAAAAAAAAG